Messenger RNA from Sitodiplosis mosellana (orange wheat blossom midge), 3081 nucleotides. RefSeq names its product lon protease homolog, mitochondrial (gene Lon). Gene Ontology annotation, cellular component: mitochondrial matrix. The record is from RefSeq and is a predicted model, not a curated record. NCBI's taxonomy places the organism in Eukaryota, Metazoa, Arthropoda, Insecta, Diptera, Cecidomyiidae. The transcript is spliced from 5 exons. Gene Ontology annotation, biological process: protein catabolic process; protein quality control for misfolded or incompletely synthesized proteins; mitochondrion organization. The coding region runs from base 132 to 2978 and encodes 948 amino acids. Gene Ontology annotation, molecular function: single-stranded DNA binding; ATP binding; serine-type endopeptidase activity.
AUCAGAAUGUGUCAUCGAAAUGUCAGUGCACAAAUUGUAUAUACAAAAAAGAUUCAAGAAGUUUCGUUGACCAGAAGGUUGGCCGUGUUCUCGACGUUUUUGUUCCGCUCAAAUUGAAAUUGUCGAUAAAAAUGAGUCGAAUAUGUGCUCUGCCGUUGAUGCUUCGGCAAUUAACGGUAAAAAAUGUGCGAAUCAAUUCAUUUAAUCGAAAUUUGUGCUAUUCAUCGCGAUUAUCAUCGCAAAACCUAACCUCAAUUCCUCAAAAUGAAUUUCAUAAUAGUGCAACGGCGGGAAUCAUUGCAUUCAGUGAUCGGCAAUUUUAUACACCAGCCAUCGGUUGCAAUUAUUCGUGGCGAAAUUAUAGCAGCCAAAAACCGCCAAAAAGUUCCAAUAAUAAUCCAGCAUCAGCGGGAGAUGAUGACGACCAUAUGCACGAAGACGAUGUAUUCGAAGUGUAUUCCGAAGAGGAGAACGAAACAGAGGCUACAGAAGAUACAAAUGGUGUACCAUCAACAAACACGGUUCCCGAUUAUUUCCCACGCGUUCCAAUGAUUGCAACAUCCUAUCCCGUUUUCCCGAAGUUUAUGAAAGUGUUCGAGGUCACCGAUCCAAAACUAAUCAAAUUGCUCGAAUGGAAACUGAGCAUGCGACAACCGUACGCCGGUGUUUUUGUGCGAAAGAGUCAUCAGAUCACCAGCAACGUAUCGGAAGUUAAAGACUUAAACGAAUGCUAUCCCGUUGGAACGUUUGUAAAAAUCACCGAAAUCAAUCGAACGGAAAAUAAAUUGCAAUUUGUCGCUACGGCUCAUCGUCGUAUUCAAAUCGAGAAACAAUUGAAGCAUGAACGUGUAGCAAAUCCAUCGCCGGACAAAAAGAGUCGCAAGCAACUGCAAGAAAUUCAAAGUAUUCUACGUAAUGCCGAGUCAAAUGUGCUGAUGGUGCAAGUUAAGAAUCUUGACGAAGAACAACCGGACUUGAAUUCAGCCGAAUACAAAGCAAUCACUAUGGAAAUUGUGAAAACCAUUCGUGAUAUUAUAAUGUCGAAUUCAUUGAUACGCGAAAAUUUGCAGCAAUUGUUGGGCAACAAUUUGAGAGUAAAUGACAAUCCAUCGUAUUUGGCCGAUCUUGCCGCUUCGAUAACAUCGUCCAAGGCCGAUGAACUGCAAGAGAUUAUGGGAGAAAAAAAUGUGUUCAAUAGAAUGAAAGCAGCUCUGCACCUUUUGAUUAAAGAGAAACAGCUUUUGGAAUUGCAACAAAAAAUCGGUCAAGAUGUUGAAACGAAAAUCAGAGAGCAGCAUCGAGUUUUUAUGCUUCGUGAACAAUUGAAAGCAAUCAAACGUGAGUUGGGCUUGGAGAAGGAUGACAAAGAUGCAUUGGCUGAGAAAUAUCAGAAAUUGUUGGAAGGGAAAGUUGUGCCUCAGGCGGUCCGAACCGUGUUAGAUGAAGAAUUGCAAAAACUUGGCUUUUUGGACAAUAACAGCACGGAAUUUACUGUGACCCGGAACUACUUAGAGUGGUUAACCUGCUUACCGUGGGGCAUCCGAAGUGAAGAAAAUUUGGAUCUUGAAACCGCUGAAAAGAUUUUAGAUGACGAUCACUACGGCAUGGAAUUAAUUAAAAAGAGAAUUUUAGAGUUUAUUGCCGUGAGCCAAUUGAGAGGAACCACACAGGGAAAAAUUUUGUGUUUCUACGGACCACCUGGAGUGGGAAAAACUAGCAUAGCCAAAUCUAUUGCAAGAGCAUUGAAUCGCGAGUAUUUCCGAUUCAGUGUGGGCGGUAUGAAUGAUGUGGCUGAAAUUAAGGGACAUCGACGCACCUACAUCGGAUCAAUGCCGGGCAAAUUGAUUCAGUGUCUUAAGAAAACAAAAACGGAGAAUCCAUUGGUUUUAAUCGAUGAAAUCGAUAAAAUUGGCUAUCGUACACAUCAAGGGGAUCCAAGUUCAGCACUUCUUGAAUUACUAGACCCGGAGCAAAAUGCUAAUUUUCUUGACCACUUUUUGGAUGUGCCAGUCGAUUUGUCAAAAGUUCUAUUCAUUUGCACGGCCAAUGUACUCGAGACAAUUCCCGAUCCGCUUCGUGAUCGGAUGGAACUCAUCGAAAUGUCUGGUUACGUGGGUGAAGAGAAGAUCGCCAUUGCAAAGCAAUAUUUGAUUCCAGUGGCUCGACAGGAGAGCGGCAUAAAGGAGGAACAAGUUCAAAUUGAAGACAACGCCCUUUGGUCGCUAAUCAAAAGUUACUGCCGUGAGUCUGGUGUUCGUAACUUGCAAAAGCACGUUGAGAAGAUUAUUCGCAAGGCUGCUUAUAAAAUUGUGAAAAAAGAAGCGGACACACUGACGAUAACAUCAGAAAACAUCAACGAUUUUGUUGGCAAACCGAUAUUCACACACGAUCGAAUCUACGACAUAACACCGCCUGGCGUUGUUAUGGGCUUGGCUUGGACGGCAAUGGGAGGUUCAACGCUGUUCAUCGAAACUGCGAAGCGAAAAGUCAAUACGGAGUCAAUGGACGAUAAAAAGAAAGCAAACGGUUCACUUACAGUGACUGGUCAUUUGGGAGAUGUUAUGAAAGAAUCGUCUCAAAUUGCAUUGACCGUGGCUAGAAACUUCAUGAAUCAAAUCGAUCCAUCAAAUACAUUCUUGGAAACAUCGCACAUUCACUUGCACGUCCCCGAAGGCGCAACGAAAAAAGACGGACCAAGUGCAGGCAUAACCAUUGUGUCAGCAUUAGCUUCAUUAGCUAUGAAUAAGGCAAUUCGACAGAAUAUCGCAAUGACUGGAGAAGUAUCGCUGACCGGAAAAGUUUUGCCAGUCGGUGGUAUUAAAGAGAAAAUCAUCGCAGCAAAACGAGUCGGUGUCAAUUGCGUAAUUUUACCCGAAGAGAAUCGUAAAGAUUACACCGAGUUGCCGGAAUACAUAACUAAAGAUUUAGAAGUGCAUUUUGUUAAAGAAUAUUCCGACGUUUACAAUAUUGUAUUUUAGUCUAGUUCACAAUUAGCGGCCGAGGUUAGCGUGUAAAUUUCAAUGAAAAUAUAAAAAAAAUAUUGUUGAAUUUAAUACAGAAAGUAAAUGUUCGUUUGAAAAA